GAGGGGAAAACCGCGGUAUAUACGAACUGUCGAUUGAAUAUGCGAUGAUCAAGGCAGACUUUUGGGCGAGCAAUCUCAUAUUAUCAUUUACUUAAUGCUGUCGAGGCGGCAGGGGUACUCCACAAAGCAAACGGUUAAUGCGGAGGGCAAUCUAUAUGUAUGAUUUUCAUCCUUCGACUGCUUGCUGCUGCUGCUGCUGCAUUGGUCGUGGUCGUUAUGCAGGUUGAGAGGUGUAAUUGUAUGCAGAGGCGUGAACCCAGCCAGUCCCGUUGCGUACGGAAACGAACCUGUGUGUCACCACCUCUUUCAUCCUUCGGAACGUCGCUGCGACAGACGACGCGAACUAUCACCAACAAGGCUCAUCCUCGAAAAGCGAUAACCAUAACGAAGUAUCUUGCUUACAGGGCACAGACAACCCCUGGCAGAGUGAAAAGGGAAAAUCAGACGGUCCGUGCGACAUGUUUCUUGACGGGCUCCCGACUGUCUCUGUCCCUUAACACACUAGCUACCAAUAUCUACUCUGCUAGACAAGCAGCUAAAUCGACGGGCUAAACAAGCAGACAGCUAGUGCUGUUUACAAGCAUCUGGCCUUUAGCCGUCUUUACUCCAGCACCGUGUGUUGUUGGAGGGAUCUGAACGGAGAAUUUUCGGCCAGUGAUGGAAUUGUCGCCAUCGAGAGAACAAUCUAUCCAGGAAGACAACUUGACAAUGACGUUUAUACUAUGUCAAAAGGUCGGUGAGGAAGUAAGAGGAGGGCAAACCGGUGGCCUGUUCGUUGGUCCGCCCUUUGGUAGCUAGAAAGCAGGCAACUUAGUCCUCCGCCCUCCGUCGCUA
Messenger RNA from Trichophyton rubrum CBS 118892, 834 nucleotides. RefSeq lists its product as uncharacterized. The transcript has a single exon. The record is from RefSeq and is a predicted model, not a curated record. Lineage: Eukaryota; Fungi; Ascomycota; Eurotiomycetes; Onygenales; Arthrodermataceae. Bases 160 to 552 code for a protein of 130 amino acids.